AUGGGUUCAAUAUUUAUUGGUUUGCAACCCAAUGACUAUUUUGCCAUCCUUAUGGCCGUGGUUGUUAUAGGCAUUUUGACCAAUGCCUUCAUUGUACUAGUCAACCUCAGAGACUGGCUGAAAGGCCAAAGCCUGAACUCCAGCGAUAAGCUGGUGGUUUCUCUCGCCCUUUCAAACACAUGCUUUUCUAUUGCAAAUGCUGCCAUCACCACAUGCGCUUUCUUUUUUGUGGAACUCGUGCUUGUGGACUACAUUUAUUAUAUCUUGUACGGUUUGGUGUCCUACGCCCUCUUCUCAAGUUCCUGGCUUUCCUCCUGGCUGUGUUUGUUCUUUUUUUUGAAAAUUAUUACCUUCCAAGGUGGCUGCUUUGGGUGGAUGAAGAACAAGGUUGAACUUCUGGUCCCUUGGCUGAUAUUCUUGUCUCAAGUUAUGUCCUUCGUCAGCGUUCUUCCUUUUUUCUGGACGACGACAAAGGUGUUUGCAGGAAAUUUCACAUCUUCGGAGCUUAUCGUUAUCGGAUAUCAAACCAACAGUUUUUACAAUUACAUUUCAUUGGUGGUAAACUGCUUUGUGCCGUUUCUGAUUGUCACGGCCACCACCGGUCGCAUUAUUGCUUCGCUCUCUUUGCAUGCCCAUCACAUGAAGCAAAACAUGGAGGAUUCUUCUGGGCCGAGCCUUAAAGUCCAUCAAGUGGCUGCUAGAACCAUGUCAUUGCUUCUUGUGAUUUAUCUCAUUUUCUAUGUGGUAGAGCUUAGCCUUGGGUUCCUUUCACAGGCCAGUCAAUUCUACUGGAUGUGCUUUAUGCUCAUUUUACUCUUUCCCACCCUACAGUCCCUCGUACUUAUCACAGGGAACUCCAAGUUGAGGCAGGUGUGUUCAGACUUGAUGAGCUGUAAAAGGAAACACUAGCAAGGCCGCUCAAACCAAUAUCUAUAAAUCUUUGAUUAACAAGUUAUAGUAUGCAAGUAU
Messenger RNA from Rana temporaria (common frog), 969 nucleotides. Its product is annotated as taste receptor type 2 member 41-like. Gene Ontology annotation, biological process: sensory perception of taste; detection of chemical stimulus involved in sensory perception of bitter taste; G protein-coupled receptor signaling pathway. The coding region runs from base 1 to 909 and encodes 302 amino acids. The record is from RefSeq and is a predicted model, not a curated record. The transcript has a single exon. Gene Ontology annotation, cellular component: membrane. Gene Ontology annotation, molecular function: G protein-coupled receptor activity; bitter taste receptor activity. Lineage: Eukaryota; Metazoa; Chordata; Amphibia; Anura; Ranidae.